Molecule: messenger RNA, 414 nt
Organism: Marasmius oreades (fairy-ring Marasmius)
Lineage: Eukaryota; Fungi; Basidiomycota; Agaricomycetes; Agaricales; Marasmiaceae
Exons: 1
Coding region: 1-414 (137 amino acids)
Source: RefSeq, a predicted model, not a curated record
AUGUACCUUCGGCGUUGUCGCCUCGCCGGUCAUCGCUACCCCAAGCUUUACCACAGAAGACGCCACAACGACUCGACUUCAUUUCUCUCCCUCGACCACAGCCUAUUUGUUAACGUUCUAUCAUCCGCGCUCGCAUCCUUUUCAGAUGUUAUUUCGGUGCUUGCUUUCCUUCUCGCUGAUAAGCGUCACAACUUCAUGCUAGUACGCACCACGGCGACCUCACUUCUUCGUCCGACAUGCUUCUGUCUCUUUAGCCAUACCAAUACUCAAAUCCCCCUGUUUCUUGUCAUUUUUGCCCAGUGCGCGCCGUUACCUUCAUCUUAUUCUUCACCGUCUUCACCGUCCUCAUUCGUGCGCCGAAGCCCUUUCUUUAAAUUCGAUGAACCUCCUUCUCGCAACCCCAUAUCUCUCUGA